AUGUUCAACCACCUUUGUGGAGACGCUGCACUUGAUAAGGUUAUCCUGGCGACCACGAAAGGCGGGAGACUUGCUCCCGACAACGUGAGGAGACGAGAGGAAGAAUUGAAGAGUGUCCACUGGAAAUCCAUGAUUAACAAAGGUUCCGAAGUCCGCCCAUUCCUCGGCACCACGAAAAGCGCGCAAGAUAUUGUCAACAUCUUUCUGGAACGCGCAAUCCAGAGACAACGAGAACAGAUUAUGAAGCUCCACAUUCAGAUCCAGGCAGAGUUGGUCGACGACUGCAAGUUCAUCCCACAGACAGAAGCCGGAAAACAGCUGCGCUACACCCUCCAGGAAGUCCUCGCUCUGCAAAAGCAGAUGAUAUCAUUGGAGUCAGACCUCGCCCAAGGAGGCGAUCCAGAGGCCGAAGCGAAGCUACGCGAGGCAGAGGAGAAGAUGAGGAAAAUGGAAGAUCAGAUCAAAGCUCUGAAGGUGUCCCUUUCCAAGAGAAUCGGCAGAAAGAUCAAAAAACUGUUGGGAAUUUGA
Cyclocybe aegerita is the source of this 528-nucleotide messenger RNA. NCBI's taxonomy places the organism in Eukaryota, Fungi, Basidiomycota, Agaricomycetes, Agaricales, Hemipholiotaceae. The record is from the annotation of a GenBank genome assembly.